Molecule: messenger RNA, 3783 nt
Organism: Porites evermanni
Lineage: Eukaryota; Metazoa; Cnidaria; Anthozoa; Scleractinia; Poritidae
Source: the annotation of a GenBank genome assembly
AGCACCCAGUUUCUUUGCAAGAUCUGAGGCCUUCGUCCAAGUACUUUCUGCGUGUGAUCAGCACAAUCAAGUUUAUUUCAAGGUACAGAUACCCGGCUAUCCGAGAAGAAAGACUUUGCGGCUCAUAGUUUAGCUUCUUUAUCAUUUCGUUGUUUUUUUAUUAUGUUUUAAAUCACAUGCAAUAUGCAUUGUUGACCAAGAGUGAGGUUAAAAACUAAUAUUGGUCAAGUUCUUUUUCUGCGUUUACUUUAAUAAACAAAAACAGACCAAUUAACUUAUUAUUAAGUCAUUAAUUUACUUAAUUGAUUAAUGAAUGAAGCCAAUAUCCAGCCAUCCUCAUCAGUAAACGAUCUAUUCAGAAAUUCUCACACGCCGGACUGACAAAUUGGGAAAUCUCGAUCAAGAACGCUACAAUCUUGGACAGAAUUAGCCUGCGUAGCAGGCGCUUGGAAGUAGUGGGCGAAAGAGAGAACGGGCGCGCGCGUGGGAGACUGUCUCCUUCUCGCGCGCCCGUUCUUUCUUGUGCCCUCUACUUCCAAGCGCCUACGCAGGCUAGGACAGAAUAAAACUGAACAGCAAACCCCCAUCCGCCCAAAUCAAGGAUGAAUCCGCGCAAAAGCCGAAACUCGCCAUUUUCCAAUCUUUGAUUUACGGGGCCGGGGGGGGGGGGGGGGGUUGGUGGUAUAAAUUUCCCAUCUAUUUAGUCCAAGAUUGUAGAUAGGCCCAUGCCAGGUUGGGUACUCUACCAGAACACGGCGAUUCGCUUUUGUCAAUUUCUUUAUGAUAGACGGCUCCUCAUCCUUUUGGAUCGAUUAGCUUUAUAAGGCUAUAUUGAAAAACACACAAGUGAUUGCAGUCAAAACGUCACUAAGCAGUCACUUUUUAUAGGGAAUGGCCAGGUGUCCAAUGUUGUUCGACAGUUGAAUCGGUAUAAAGAGCAGAAAAGUGUCCAUUAAAAGGCGUUAGCCCGGUAGAGUACAGUGAAGAUUGGUAUGCUACACCUCCGUUAACAUGCCUCCGUCAACCAGCCACCAUGCAUGACGUAUCUUACAUGUAAUUGUUCUAGUUGUCUGCUCGUCCGGAGCUAGAAGCGUCGUUUGUUUUCUUUUUUUGUGCUCUAGUGACCAAUGCGAGAGUGGCAGUCACUGGCGCAAAGGUCACAGAUGUGUGUGGUCUCUUUUCUGAUGGAACUGUUACGCUCUUUUCUGCGUGCGCGUCUGCCCUAUCUGCUGCUGCGUUUAUCAGCUUCUUUGCCCCUGUGAAGGUUGGUUUAGGUAGGGUACAACUUCCAUAACCGUGCGCGUAUCUUCAAUGACAGGAGUUAUUUUUUCCCGUUUUUCAUUGAUUUGGUGAGGGGUGACGAAUGGUCUUUGCGAGCAUUCGCGAGCAUGCCGAGCACUGCGAUUUUUUUGCUUUGUGAGCAGAGAGCAGUUUAGAGAGUACAACUCGCGAGAAGCGAACACUUCUUAUAUUUUCUGCUUGCAGCAAUCCAUAUGGAAAUCCUUUUCUUUAAAAUAAAACAGAAAAAUACUUUAAAACGGGGUUUUAAUUUAGAGCAACCAAGUUCUUUGAAGCUAGUUUGAGUGACACCUUAUCAAGAUCAAAUAACGUCACAUUUCCGCUUUACUUCAUAAUGCAAGCUCGCUUUCUUGUCAGUAUUGCUCGAAAUUUUGUAAAUCCUCCUUUGGGUUAAAGUAAAUGUAAUUCUUUAUGGUGCUUAAUUCCUAUAAAUAUGGGUAUCAAGUUCAGUGGAAAUGCACGCGACAAAUGACAACGAUACAUAAUAAAUUAGCUAAUCUAGCUAUAUAGAGUGAGGAUAUUACACGGUGGCGUGAAGAUAUGAAUUUUAUUUUCGAGUGGCAAAACAACCACCAGAAAAUAAAAUUCACAUCUUCAAGCCGCCAUGUAAUGUUCUUUUUAUUAUCUAGACAAAAAGACAUCGAUAAAAUAAUAAAGGGAAAUGACUGAAAUUACGUCAUCGAUAAAGUCACAGUUUUUGCAAGUGGUAUAUUUUCCAGUAAAACACUCGUGUCUAUAUAAUAAGGUUAUAUAUGGUUGUUCUAUAUGGUUGUUCUUCUUGUGACCUUUGCUUUCUGAUCCGUACAAACACGUGCGAGCAACUGCAAGAAUUUUGGGAGCACGAGCAAGCGAGCACUCGUUUAAAUUUUGCGAGCAAAUCGAGCAAAGGUAAAAUUUUGCGAGCAGUUAAAAAUUUUAAUGGACCAUUCAUCACCCCUUUAGUGAUUCUUUUACCGUCAAUAAAUUUAUGUUCUUGUUAUAUUUUAGAGAAUAGAAUCGUAAUUAAAACUUUUCUCGCUGUUCUCUUAAACACUUUUCUGUACUAUUUUCAUUUUGCCAUCACUCUGCUGAGUUUUUAAUUGCCGAUUUUCUGUGAUUUAUUUUGGUUUGUUUAUGAUCGUUCUCUGUUUAUUACCUUGCAGUGUAUCUUGGGUAUUAUAAAAUGAUGACGCGAGUUUGAGGUCACAUGACAUCACAGCCACAUCAUAGUUUUUUUUCUCUUUGAGAAAAUUUUCAAGGAAAGUUGUCGUCCAACUCUUGCUUUGUUUAAUACAAGCUUUUAUUUUGCUUAAGACUGUUUACACAGUUUUCUUGACAAUGACUGACGGAAACGAAGGAGAGAACCUGCCUCAAAAGCUACCAACUGCAACGUCGAAACAACGGCGGUCAAGUUUGUUUGAAGUUGGAUUUCCAGUUCAGCGGGAUCGUGGUUCUAGUAUGGUCUCUAUCCCUAGCAUUAUUCCCAGCCAAAUCCACGGUGUUCAUCAGAAGGUCCGCUACGAAAAUACAUACAAAAUGGAGCCAGACAAGCGAUUUCACAUCGCCGAAGUGAAAGAAAUUCUGGACGAGACGCUAUCGACGUCUUUGAAAGAUGUGAAGUACGAUCCGGUGAGAUGCAAAGCGUUGAGCAAAUCGCUGUCUCACACUAUCUGUGAAAGAGUGAAACUUCUAGGAUUCAGCAGGUUUAAGAUCGUCUGUGUUGUAAGCAUUGGUGAGAUGAAAGGACAAGAUGUUCGAGUUGCGAGCCGCUUUCUUUGGGACGAAAAACAUGAUAACUGGGUCGAUUCCGUGUUUACAAGUUCUGAGUUAUUUGGGGUUGCGGUCGUUUUUGGCGUUUACCAGGAAUAAACAACGACGAAACCGCUUGAACGUAAAGUCGCAAGCUUUAUUUUAUCGAAAGGUUUAGACUAUGGACAAUUCAGAGAAGACUUGCCGUUGAAAAGAUUUUGCUGCAACUGCAGAAGUCCUUUGAAUUGGUUCCCGUUGACUGAAUUAAAAUGUUUAUAAAGACUUCUCUGCAUGGAAUGUAAGUAAGCUUAAGCUAAUUUUUAGCUUUAAUACAAAUUUUGAACGGUCAAGUCUUCAUGUUGUAAAACUUGUAAUAGUUUGUCGCAAUUGUGAACCCUAGAUUGGUCUUUUUUUGUUGCAUUGGCAACUUUUCGUCUAAUUUUCAUGACGUUUAUGUUUAAAACUAUUAAAUGCUGAGCUAUGCCUGACGAAGUGCUUAAGUUAAUUCCAGUGACAUCUUACAGAAAAGUAGUUUCUCUAACCAUAAACGUCCACCAGAUGUAUUUUCUUCCUUUAUGGUAUUGAUUUAGUUUAUGAGAUUAUUGACAAAGUUAAUUUGUAAUGCUUGAAGAUGUCAUACCCUGUUUUAUUCCUUGGUGCUGUGAUGGCUUCUCUGUAUAAUCUUUGAAUGGAAAACAUGGCUACGAAGAGACAUAUAUAAAAUUUAAGAAACCUGGGCUGACAAGAAUUUAAUGU